CAUAUUUGGCGAGGAAAGCUCGUCACUUAAAACACGCGUCAGUUACCUUCACGACCUGCCUACCACAAAGGAUCCACUGUUUCGUUUGAGGGCUCUGCUAUGUUACAUUUACUUAUCCACGCAAUCUGCCGCUAAGACCGGCCGUCUCGCCUCCCAUCAUCUCCUGGUGGACCUGAUGAGAAAAGUGCCGUGAAUCAGAAGUGUUUGAUCACUGCCGCUAAAUCCACAGUGAGACACAACGGUGAGCAAUGAUGGAGGCUACAACAGUGAUCGUCGCUGUGCUCGUCGUCGGCGUGCUGAGUACCACGGCUCACGACAUGCACGUCGAGAGGCUGACCGCAGAGGGAAGAGUUCUCGGGAGAGUGGUGUACACACUGGGCAGGGCAGUCGAGGAGUACCGUGGCAUUCCGUUCGCUGAACCACCAAUUGGACACCUCAGGUUCCGACCUCCAAGGCCCAAGACUGCUUGGGAAGGAACCCUAAACGCCACUGGAAGGCUUACAGCGUGUCAUCAGGUGACAGUACCCGGGAUCACACUAGACGGUGCCACAAUUACAGAGGACUGCCUGCACCUCAACGUCUGGGUCCCCGAAAGCGCAGUGAACGCUGCCUUUAGACGUCCUGUUCUAGUGUGGAUACACGGAGGAGGCCUCACUUUUGGCACCGCUAACCAGGCCGUGUACAAUGGAGCGGUACUCUCAGCUCUCGCAGAUGUACUUGUUGUAGCAAUGAACUAUCGACUUGGCAUCAUGGGCUUCAUGAACGCCAAUACUCCCGACGCACCGGGUAACGUUGGUUUCAUGGAUCAGAACAUGGCGCUCAAAUGGGUGCAUAGAAACAUUGAAUAUUUCGGAGGAGAUAGAGAACGAGUCACAUUGUUUGGGGAGAGCGCAGGCUCGACCAGUGUGCACGCGCAUAUAUUGUCCCCAAUGAGCGAGGGCCUGUUCAAGAGGGCCGUGUUGAUGAGUGGAAUCAUGUACAGCAUUGACACUUGGGAGACCGUCGAAGAGAGUAUGGCAAAAGGCGACAAAGUCGCGAGUGCUGUUGGCUGCUCCAGAGGAGGUAACAUAAGUCUGUCGUCCAACCCAGAAGAGAUUGUCGACUGCAUGCGACACAUACCAGCCGCCCAACUAUUUAAUGUAUCGGUGGAGGUCGCGGCCCCGAAAUUUGCUCCAUUCAGCCCCACCUAUCAUAACGAGUUCUUUCCCCGAAAGCCUCUGGUGGCAGUGAAACGUGGUUUCUUCCCAAAAGUCGAUGUAAUAGCAGGAGUAACUUCCGACGAAGCGGCUGGCCUCAUCCUCCUUCCUCCAGUAAAGGAACUCUUGGUCGAAGACAUGAGCGCCUCUUCAGCGAAAGAAAUCACCGAUUCCCUUCGUGCUGCGAUGUGGAAAUUUCUGAAAGGUGACCUACCAGAUGUGCUGCAGAAAUACGAAAACGAGGUGACUGAGGGCGAUAAAAACACGCUAAGACGGCAGUACAUUGAUUACGUAUCUGACAGACUGUUCAACUGCCCGCUGGAGUUUUUUGCAGAGCAGCACACCAAACGGGGCAACAAGGUAUUUGCCUACGUGUUCGACCACAAAUGGUCAAAUUUUCCUGUCCCUCGAUGGAUGGGUGUGCCUCACGCUUUCGACAUUCCAUUCGUAUUCGGUCAACCCUACACCGAAGAUUCCACUUCCGUGGACGGCCGCAUGAGCAAGGCAAUUAUUCGGAUGCUUGCAAGCUUCAGUGAGAAUGGCAUUCCUGAGCUUCCCCAGACGCAGACGUGGCCACAGUACACUAAUGCUACGCCGACGAUGAUGCUGAUGGGCCAGGGAAACUUCAGCCUGAUUCAUGGAUUCCGUGCUGCGUACUGCGAACGCUGGAGGUCGCUGUAUUAAGCUAAAAAAUAAGGUCAUUCUGCCGUAAGGGCAGAGAACUGGGCUGAGAAUUUACGUUUUUUUUUCCUGUAGUAAAGAUAGAUUUAAUUGAAGUAGAUACAUUAGGCCAACCUUUAGGCAAAGAAAACGGAAUUUUUUUUACUUUUUUAUUUUUUUGUCGAGCCUGGUGGCACACUUGUCACCAAAUGUACCAGCACAUAUAUAUGCAAGUUCUAGCAAUUUCUACAUCAGAGAGAGAAAAGAAGCCUAGCCGUGUUCUCAUAUGCCUCACAUAUGCACACUCGCCGCCUUGACCACGAGUUAUGUUGGCCAGAACACCCAGGGAUUACACGCCCGGAAAUGCUCAACACAGCGGACGGGGAAGCGCCUUCCGUAGUAGCUCAAUUGGUCGAGCGUCGAACGCGUAAUUCGAAAGCUGUGAGUCCGUAUCCCAUUGACGGAAAGAGUGCUUUUCCGUCCACUCAUAUUCCGUUGAAUUUAUAUCGUAAUUAUUGCGCUACAGUUAAAAAAAACACAAAUAAAAUUCCCUACACUUUUCAUGGCUUAAUUGUCCCUUGGAUUCAUUUGUUUAUCCUUAAAACACAACAUGGACCAUAUUUCUUAAGUUGUGUUUGAUCUUUGUUGUUGUACAACUGUUCUGCGCUUGUUGUAUCCCAACGAUUACGUAUUACCGCCCUCACGGGUUAUGGAGGAAAAUAAACUUAGCAUAUCCGAACUGAUGUUACUAUCUAUUGUGGUUCAUUUCGAAAAAAUCGCCUUAAGUAUUAUUCAGGUAGUUACAGACAAAAUUUCAUUCAUUUGCUUUACUACUGGACAUAUCCCUAUAUUCAGCUUACUCUCCGUCGUGCUCAAGGGCUUGUGCCGAACAAAAACGUGCAUGAAAUGCGCAUCGGUAUUGGCAUACGACUGCUUCACUGUGCAUCACGCAAAUAAUAAUCGCUAUUGGAAAAACAUACGUAUUCGUAGACAAGACAUAGGCGCUCUAGGAUGAGCACCAAGGAGGUGACGGUUUUCGGAAGUUGGCUAUAACUUAGUAAAUACUGAAGUAAUGUAUAAAUCCGCAGAGCUAGUCUGCUCAACGUCGUUGUUGGAAAAUAUUACCAAUUUUCUGGUGUUCGUCUCCACAAUUUCUCAGUAUGCCGUGCGCAGCCGGCGACGCUGCCUAACGUCAGAAGUCAUCCCUACGAGCAGCGUGGUCAAGGUCACGCGUUACUUGUGUCAAGAGAUAAUAUAGAAUUUUGCUUUUAUAUUGUUUAAUUUGGGAUCACGAAAAAAGCGAUUUUUGCAAGCUUUUUCAGAAGCAACUGCUAUGAAUUCAAGCGUAAAAUGUUGCACGCAUUGUAUGCAAGCUACUCCAUGCGACGUAUGGCUGUAACUGAAUACUUUGGCACGCAAAGAAUGACAGCACGAUUCACUUUUGAUGACACAGAGCAAAUAAAGACAUGUUUUAGAUUAACACAAGAUGGCAGAGUUGUUACGUUAGCAUAUUUGCUUGAGCGUGCAGCGUUCGAGUAGUCCAAUGCUUUGUCUCUAGUCUGUGCCUCGCUGCACUCUUAAACUAAAUAUGAAAUGUUUUCCGCAGAGGCGAUAAAUUUUGCACAGAAGGGUUUGUCUUAUCUAUGACGCUUAGUCUAACAAGGAGCAGUGAUAUAGCCCAUAAAAUUAAGCUAGAUUAUAGCUAUAGCAUGCCGACUAGAACUAGUCUCGAACUAAAACAUGCCCUUUCCUUGUGAUAUACAGCCCUUUUAAACUAGGAUUCAGCAAUACGGUUGGCCCUACAUUUGUUAUUUUGUUUUCUGCGCUGUGAAUCACCAAACUGGCUGAAUACGUUGAUGAGAUCCCAAAUAACUCUGUUCGCUUUAUUUUUAUCAAAUUACAGUCGCAAUAAAAUGUCAUCAA
Messenger RNA from Rhipicephalus sanguineus (brown dog tick), 3779 nucleotides. RefSeq names its product acetylcholinesterase. Gene Ontology annotation, biological process: acetylcholine catabolic process; choline metabolic process. The coding region runs from base 249 to 1880 and encodes 543 amino acids. Gene Ontology annotation, molecular function: acetylcholinesterase activity. The transcript is spliced from 5 exons. The record is from RefSeq and is a predicted model, not a curated record. Gene Ontology annotation, cellular component: plasma membrane. Lineage: Eukaryota; Metazoa; Arthropoda; Arachnida; Ixodida; Ixodidae.